CUCGUCUUGCUCGGCCUCAUGUUCUCGAAUGCUAUCGAUGAAGCAUCUGCACAUGGCCUCAAGAAGCGCGCGGCUUCAUCAGGUCGUGUGCGCUCAUCCCUCAACGCAGACUGGCGCUUCUCACGCUUCACAUCCAACCCCGAUGGCCUGAGUUAUGAGACGCUGAAGCCAUGGAUGAUGCCUUGUGCAAACGACUUCAUUACCGGAGACGGAUACCAACGCCCUUCCGGUCCGGCUCCAGGCGCCAACAUCAGCUAUGUACAGUCAAGCUUCGAUGACAAGAGCUGGGAGGCGGUCACUGUGCCCCACGACUGGGCCAUCUCUAGCACUUUCGAUGCUCCCGGUGUUACCGGCGAUCUGGGAAACCUGCCUAUCAACGGAAUUGGAUGGUAUCGACGAUCAGUCUCAAUUGAAGCUGAUAUCAUCGCGUCAGGAAAGUCCAUCUUCCUGGAUGUUGAAGGCGCCAUGGCGUAUGCUGCCAUAUGGUUCAACGGCGAGCUUGUGGGUGGGUGGCCUUAUGGCUACAACUCCUUCCGCCUCGACCUUACCCCAUAUGCGAAAGCCGGGUCAAACACCCUUGCUAUUCGUCUUGACAACAAACUGGAUUCAUCGCGCUGGUACCCUGGUGCUGGAAUCUACCGGAAUAUCUGGAUGGUCACCGUCGAGCCUGUGCAUGUCGCGCAAUGGGGAACCUACAUUACUACUCCCAGUGUUUCUGCUCAGGAGGCUACUGUCGACAUGGUCAUUGAGAUUGAAAACAAGGGCAACGGCACUCAAAAUGUUGUGGUCGUCACCGAGAUCUUUGAGCGCGACCCAACGUCGAAGGCGGCAACCGGCGACGCCAUCGCAAAGUUCCCAGCAGCAAGCACUGCCCUGUCGGGUCACUCCAAGAAGGCUGGGAAUGGCUCGGUCUCGGUUGCAAGCCCAAAACUCUGGGGACCUCCGCCUACCCAGAAGCCUAACGAGUACGUAGCAAUGACUACUGUAUCCAUCGACGGCGAGGCAGUGGAUACUUACGAAACCGUCUUUGGAAUCCGCUCUGUUGCGUACGACCCGGCCCGAGGUGUUCUGAUCAACGGCGAACGCAUCUACGUGCAAGGCACGUGCAACCACCAUGAUCUUGGAUCGCUAGGCGCCGCUUUCAACACACGAGCCGCUGAGCGCCAGAUUGAGAUUUUGAUGGAGAUGGGCAACAAUGCUCUUCGGACCUCGCACAACCCGCCAGCACCAGAGUACCUUGAUCUUGCGGAUCGACUCGGCUUGAUGGUCAUGGACGAGAUCUUCGACACAUGGAACUUCCCAAAGGUGGAGAACGACUUCCAUCGCAUCUUCAAAGAGUGGCACGAGCCUGAUCUCCGUUCCUUUAUGCGCCGUGACCGAAACCACCCAUCAAUCAUUUCAUGGAGUGUUGGCAAUGAACUUCCGGAGCAACGCAACUCGACUGGAACCGAAACCUGCAAGACGCUCCAGGAUAUCGCCCACGAAGAAGACCCUACCCGCAAGGUGACGAUUGGCAUGAACAAUGCUGGUGCUGGAACUGGCAUUGCUGGGGUCAUUGACAUUAUCGGCCUUAACUACCAGGGAGAAGGCAAGGGAAACUCGUGGGUAAGCACGUUCCCCGACUUCAAACAAGCCUUCCCCGAGAAGAUGAUUUGGAGCACCGAGUCAUCAUCUGCCAUUAGCACUCGUGGCAAGUACCUUUUCCCCGUGACUGCCAACAAGAGCGCCAUAGUCGGCGGAGCGCCUGGUGAGGGCGGAGACCCGGAAACGAACGUUGUCAGUUCCUACGAUCUUUACGCACCUGAAUGGGCCGCAUCACCAGACAAAGUCUUCCAAAUGCAAGACAUGCACCCCUAUGUUGCUGGAGAGUUUGUCUGGACUGGAUUUGAUUACAUUGGUGAGCCCACGCCUUACGCCAACGAAAGCCGCAGCUCCUACUUUGGCAUCGUCGAUCUCGCAGGCUUCAAGAAGGAUCGUUUCUAUCUCUACCAGGCCCGAUGGAAGCCUGAUCUACCCAUGGCACAUAUCCUGCCUCAUUGGACAUGGCCAGAGGAUCGCGUUGGACAAGUCACCCCUGUGCACGUCUACACCUCUGGUGACUCUGCCGAGCUCUUCAUCAACGGCGUCUCUGCCGGCCGCAAGGAAAGAGGCCAAUACGACUACCGUCUUCGCUGGGACAGUGUCAAGUACGAACCCGGCAACGUCACCGUAGUCGCCUCGAAGAACGGCGCAGAAUGGGCCACUGCAACUCAAGUCACAGCCGGUGCCGCAGCCUCCCUCAACAUUACUGCCGACCGCACCACCAUCACGGGUGACGGAUACGAUCUUUCUUUCAUCAGCGUUUCCGUACACGACACCAACGGCAUCCUCGUUCCAACCGCAGACAACGCAAUCAGUUUCAAGGUCUCAUCUGGCCCUGGUGUUAUCGUCAGCACAGACAACGGCGACCCUACCGAUAUGACGCCGUUCCCGGAGACGACCAGGAAGGCAUUCGGCGGUAUGGCUCUGGCUAUCGUGAGAAGCGAGGCUGGGGCUACGGGUGAGAUUGCGGUCGACGUUACCGCAGGCGGACUGCAGGGUGGCACUGUGAAGAUUACCGCUGCUUGAUGGCUCAAAAAAUGUUGCUGCGAUGCGCGAGUUGUGUCGCAGCGUGUAAUGACGUUGAAGUAAAUAAGCAUCAAAUAAUCAAUGUAUAUGAGAAUCAGAGUUUAGGCUAUGAAUGUAUUCGAAC
Messenger RNA from Exserohilum turcica Et28A, 2731 nucleotides. RefSeq names its product glycoside hydrolase family 2 protein. The record is from RefSeq and is a predicted model, not a curated record. The transcript has a single exon. Gene Ontology annotation, molecular function: hydrolase activity, hydrolyzing O-glycosyl compounds. The coding region runs from base 19 to 2607 and encodes 862 amino acids. Lineage: Eukaryota; Fungi; Ascomycota; Dothideomycetes; Pleosporales; Pleosporaceae. Gene Ontology annotation, biological process: carbohydrate metabolic process.